AUGGCAGGUCGUCAAACGGUUCAUCAGGAAUCCACCGCCGGUUUCACCAGUGCGAACUCACCCAUUACCCUUCCUGCCAUCAAUAAUGACAAGUCUUGGAAAAUCCCGUCCUACAUUUUUGCCGUUAUCACCAACUCGUGCCAAUUUCACGGUCGUGAUGACGAGGAUGCCCCAGCUCACAUCAGCCGCCUCACCCGCCUCUGCAGCACCUUUUCCAUUGAAGGUGCCAACCUUGAUGCUCGUUUCCUUCAGGUCUUCCCAUUCUCACUCGCAGGCCGCGCAACCACCUGGCUUGAUUCACAACCCGCGGGUACGUUUACCACAUGGGCCACCUUUCGAGAUGCUUUCCUUGCCAAAUACUUCCCACCCGCUAAAGCAUCUCGUCUUCGUGAUCAGAUCCAUUCAUUCCGGAUGGAGCCUGAUGAGCCCUACCACUUAGCCUGGGAAAGAUUCCAAACCCUACUCUCUCGUUGCACUCAACAUGGGUUAUUUGAUUGGGCACUUGUAGAGAAAUUCUACAACGGUCUCACUCUAGAGACUCGAGCCCGUUUUGACACUUCAGCAGGAGGCCACCUCCUAGGUAAGAAAACAGUGGCCGAAUGCAAUGACCUUUUUGAGAGUUUCGCCAAUUCCGACAUCGAUCACUGCACCAUCGGCAGGACUUCCAUUCUUGUGACUAGUACUCCCUCGGCCGGUCGAGGAGUACACCAAGUUAGCUUGGAUACAUCGAUGGUCGCGGCAAUGGAAAACCUUGAGAGAAAGCUUACUAGUAGGAUUAGCAAUUUAGAGGCGAGGAUAGAUAGGUGUGAAGUGUGUAGAGGGGGUCACGAUGCUAUAGAUUGUCCCACACUCACUGUUGAGCAGGUAGAGUUUGUUGCCGGUCAGUCUAGGGGUCCAUAUAAUAAUAACUCUAAUUUUAACUCCAACUGGCAUGGUAGUGGUAAUAGUAGUGGUUACCGCCCUUCUGGCAAUCCCCCUGGUUUUUCAUCUGGUCAAUAUCAAAAUAGGGGGCCCGGUCUAUAUACUAGUAAUAGUUCCGGGCAGGGAGGUCAAUUCACUAGUGGGGGUUCGAACCAAGAGGGUCAAGGUAGUGGUAAGGUUUUAGAGGGUAGUUUGAGUAGGAUGGAAGAGAUGUUCGCUCAGAUGAUGGCGCACAAUCAGACGACCCAGAGGUCCUUAUCUGAUUUAGGAAAUUUCGUUAAAAAUCAAGAGCAGAUUAAUAAACAUAACGAUCUUCAGUUCAAAAGUCAGCAGUCCACACUUUUAGACCUUCAAAGGACAGUAGGUGAUAUAGCUAAGCAGUUACAAGAAUACACUCCUGGUCAGUUUUCGGGUAAUAGUCACACUAACCCGGCUCACCAUUCCGUAAAAGCAAUCACCACCUGUAGUGGAAAAAGUUUAGGAGAGGUAGUGAGAGAGAGGGUAGAGGUAGAGGAUGAAGAAGAGGUAGAUGAGGAGAUAGAGACGGAGUCUCCCGGUCAAGUGCAACAUAGGCUAGACCCAGCAAGUACCGCACACACCGGGGAGUUUCGAGUAGAGGAGAGCGUAGAGAAACAACCUGUUAGGGUUAGGCCAUCACCCUUAGUGGAUCAUUCUCAUGCCCCAUUUCCCGCUCGCCUUAAGCAUCAGAAAUAUGCUAAGGAAUAUGGGAAAUUUCUUGAAAUGUUUAAACAAUUAAAAGUUAAUCUUCCUUUCAUAGAAGCCCUACAGUCCAUGCCCAAAUACGCCAAGUUUCUUAAGGAAUUUCUCAAGCGUAAGGAUAGGGUAGAUGAGUUUUCUAACACUCCAUUGAAUGGAGAUUGUUCUGCGGUGAUCUUGAACAAACUUCCUGAGAAACUCACUGACCCGGGCAUAUUCACGAUCCCAUGUUUGUUCGGUGGUGACGUUCAAAACCACGCAUUGGCAGACCUUGGUGCUAGUAUUAAUUUGAUGCCAUAA
Messenger RNA from Helianthus annuus (common sunflower), 1938 nucleotides. RefSeq lists its product as uncharacterized. Bases 1 to 1938 code for a protein of 645 amino acids. NCBI's taxonomy places the organism in Eukaryota, Viridiplantae, Streptophyta, Magnoliopsida, Asterales, Asteraceae. The record is from RefSeq and is a predicted model, not a curated record. The transcript has a single exon.